AUGAGAAUAGAGCCACAAGUUGAUGAACCAAAAGUUGAUGAAUGGUUCAAUUAUGACGUGUUCUUGAGUUUUAGAGGUGAAGACACUUGUCACGGUUUCACUUCUCAUCUUUAUAGGGCUCUAAGACAGUCAGGAAUCCACGCCUUCAUGGACGAUUCAGGGCUUGAAAGGGGAGAAGAGGUCUCUGCCUCAUUAAUGCAAGCAAUUGAAAGAUCACAAAUUGCGUUGCUAAUAUUUUCUCCAGAUUAUGCUUCUUCCAGGUGGUGUCUGGAUGAACUCGUGAAGAUAAUGGAGUGUCGACGUCGUCUAGGUCGGGUGGCUAUCCCCAUAUUCUAUGAAGUAGAUCCGUCUGAAGUUCGAAGUCAACGAGGCAGAUAUGGUGAAGCAAUUGAACGACACGAAGAAAGGUUGGGAAGGGAGAACGAUGGAGUGAUGUGGUGGAAGGUGAUGGAGUGGAGGAGCGUACUCAAGGAAGCUGCCAAGAUUUCCGGCUUUAGUUCUUCAGCAUAUCGGUAA
Neltuma alba is the source of this 516-nucleotide messenger RNA. RefSeq names its product TMV resistance protein N-like. Lineage: Eukaryota; Viridiplantae; Streptophyta; Magnoliopsida; Fabales; Fabaceae. Gene Ontology annotation, biological process: signal transduction. The coding region runs from base 1 to 516 and encodes 171 amino acids. The transcript has a single exon. The record is from RefSeq and is a predicted model, not a curated record.